AUGGUGCUUCAACAAUUCGAUUACAUAUUCGCUCUGGGCACCAUCUUUGCCUUCCUAGAUGCUUGGAACAUUGGUGCAAACGAUGUCGCCAACUCCUUUGCGACAUCGGUCUCGUCCCGAUCCAUCACGUACCUCCAAGCCAUGGCCAUUGCCUCGGUGAUGGAGUUUGCUGGAAGUGUCGCCGUCGGUGCCCGUGUUGCAGAUACCAUCCGAACAAAGAUCGUCGACCCGGACCUAUUCGACGACAAUCCUGCGAUGCUGAUGUUGGGUAUGAUGUGUGCUGUCAUCGGCUCAUCUAUCUACCUGACGAUUGCGACCAAGCUUGGCCUGCCCGUUUCAACCACUCAUUCAAUCAUGGGCGGUGUCAUUGGUAUGGGCAUUGCGUCUGUCGGUGCGAGUCAAGUCACUUGGUGGGGAGGAGAUGUCAACUCGGGCGUCGUGUCGGUCUUUCUGGCUUGGAUCAUCGCACCAUUCUGCGCCGGAGGCUUCUCGUCCAUCAUAUUCUUGGUCACUAAAUACGGUGUCAUGAUCCGUCGCAAUCCAUUGAUGAAGGCACUCGUUUCAAUACCCAUCUACUUUGGCAUUACCUCGGCCCUCAUCACCAUGCUCAUCGUCUGGAAGGGUGGUUCUGCUCGUAUAGACAUCACCGGCUCGGAAACCAUCGGGAUCAUCUUUGGCGUUGGUGCCGCCGUCGCUCUCUUGGUCGCCGUCUUCUUCUGUCCUUGGCUCUACAGGGUUCUGCUCAGGGGCGACUGGGAAUUAAAGUACUAUCAUAUCCCACUGGGGCCUCUUCUCCUGUGGCGUCCGGAACCUACCCCACCACCCGAGGACUAUCAAGUCACGAAGGAUUACUACUAUGGCCAUAAGACUAUGGAAGAGCUCAAAGCAGAACGCGAAGCACACGGCGCCGGCGCCGGUGCGGCAAGGCUCGGCGACGAAGAGAAUCAUGGAGCCCACCUUUCCGAGAAGACCCAUCCGGUCACCGACGACAGUACCAGAUCCGAUAGUGAUUCUGGACGCGCCGGACAAGCUGCAAUGGCGAUGAAGAAGAAGGAUCCCAGGAACCCCGACAAGUUCGAAAUCAUCGGGCCCCGACCACAGGGCGGCAACUUCUCUCCGGCUGUCCUGUUCUGGCAAUUCAAGCGCGUCUUCUUCCGUGGCGUAGAGCAAGACAUCAUCUCCCAGCAGAGCAAGGCCAACCUGUUGAGCGGCGACAUCGAAAAGACCCACGCCUACGUGUCCCACUACGACAACAAGGCCGAGUACUUGUAUUCGUUCCUGCAGGUCUUGACGGCGUCGGCGGCUUCAUUCGUCCACGGAGCCAACGACGUCUCCAACGCCAUCGGCCCUUACACUUCCAUCUACCACAUCUGGAGAACCAACGAGUUGGGAAGCAAAGUCCCCGUGCCCUAUUGGAUCUUGGUGUUUGGCGGCGCGGCCAUCGUCAUCGGUCUGUGGACCUACGGCUACAACAUCAUGCGCAACCUGGGUAACCGCAUCACACUACACUCUCCGUCGCGUGGCUUUUCGAUGGAACUCGGUGCUGCGGUCACGGUGAUCAUGGCGACCCGGCUGAAACUUCCCGUCUCCACUACACAAUGUAUCACCGGAGCCACGGUCGGUGUCGGUCUCUGUACAGGCACUUGGAGAACUAUCAAUUGGCGUAUGGUUCUCUGGAUCUACGGCGGUUGGAUCAUUACAUUACCCUGCACCGGUAUCAUCUCGGGAUGUCUGAUGGGCAUAAUCAUCAACGCUCCUCGAUGGGGAUUCAACUACUCCACUUGAAACACGACGUUGGGCCGUUUUGGUAUACUAGUACUCUGAUGGUAAUGUGCUGGAGUUUAUUUCAUCGCACCCGAGGUAGAUACCAUCAUGAGCGUGUUGACGCACAAGAG
Molecule: messenger RNA, 1895 nt
Organism: Exophiala oligosperma
Lineage: Eukaryota; Fungi; Ascomycota; Eurotiomycetes; Chaetothyriales; Herpotrichiellaceae
Exons: 6
Coding region: 1-1785 (594 amino acids)
Biological process (GO): phosphate ion transmembrane transport
Cellular component (GO): membrane
Source: RefSeq, a predicted model, not a curated record